This is a messenger RNA of Chrysochloris asiatica (Cape golden mole), 1830 nucleotides long. It is a transcript of the gene ARAF, whose product is annotated as v-raf murine sarcoma 3611 viral oncogene homolog. The coding region runs from base 1 to 1830 and encodes 609 amino acids. NCBI's taxonomy places the organism in Eukaryota, Metazoa, Chordata, Mammalia, Afrosoricida, Chrysochloridae. Gene Ontology annotation, biological process: protein phosphorylation; signal transduction. Gene Ontology annotation, cellular component: cytosol; mitochondrion. The record is from RefSeq and is a predicted model, not a curated record. The transcript has 15 exons. Gene Ontology annotation, molecular function: ATP binding; protein kinase activity.
AUGGAGCUGCCACGGGCACCCCCCGCCAACGGGGCUGAGCCAACCCGGUCAGUGGGCACCGUCAAAGUCUACCUGCCGAACAAGCAGCGCACGGUGGUGACUGUCCGGGAUGGCAUGAGUGUCUACGACUCUCUAGACAAGGCCCUUAAAGUACGGGGUCUCAAUCAGGACUGCUGCGUGGUUUACAGACUCAUCAAGGGGCGAAAGACGGUCACUGCCUGGGACACAGCCAUUGCCCCCCUGGAUGGCGAGGAGCUCAUUGUCGAGGUCCUCGAAGAUGUCCCAUUGACCAUGCACAAUUUUGUACGAAAGACAUUCUUCAGCCUGGCGUUCUGUGACUUCUGUCUUAAGUUUCUGUUCCACGGUUUCCGCUGCCAAACCUGCGGCUACAAGUUCCACCAGCAUUGCUCCUCUAAGGUCCCCACAGUCUGUGUUGAUAUGAGCACCAACCGCCAACAACCCUCAAGUUUCUACCACAGUGUCCAGGAUUUGUUAGGAGUCUCCAGACAGCAUGAGGCACCCUCGAAUCGUCCCCUGAAUGAGCCACUAACCCCCCCGGGUCCCAGCUCCUGCACCCAGCAUCGUGACCCUGAGCACUUCCCCUUCCCUGCCCCGGCCAAUGCCCCCCUCCAGCGCAUCCGUUCCACAUCCACUCCCAAUGUUCAUAUGGUCAGCACCACAGCCCCCACAGACUCCAGCCUCAUCCAGCUCACUGCCCAGAGUUUCAGCACUGAUGCUGCUGGGACUAGAGGUGGUGGUGAUGGAGUCCCUCGGGGGAACCCCAGCCCAGUCAGCAUGUCCUCGGGGAGGAAGUCCCCACAUUCCAAGUCACCUUCAGAGCAACGGGAGCGGAAAUCCUUGGCUGAUGACAAGAAGAAAUUGAAGAACCUGGGGUACCGAGACUCAGGCUAUUACUGGGAGGUGCCACCCAGUGAGGUACAGCUACUGAAGAGGAUUGGAACAGGCUCAUUUGGCACUGUGUUUCGUGGGCGAUGGCACGGUGAUGUGGCUGUGAAAGUGCUCAAAGUGGCCCAGCCCACAGCUGAGCAAGCCCAGGCCUUCAAAAAUGAGAUGCAGGUGCUCAGGAAGACACGGCAUGUCAACAUCUUGCUGUUUAUGGGCUUCAUGACCCGGCCAGGAUUUGCCAUCAUCACACAGUGGUGUGAGGGCUCCAGUCUCUACCACCAUCUACAUGUGGCUGACACGCGCUUCGACAUGGUUCAGCUCAUUGAUGUGGCCCGGCAAACUGCCCAGGGCAUGGACUACCUCCAUGCCAAGAACAUCAUCCACCGAGAUCUCAAGUCUAAUAGUAUCUUCCUACACGAGGGACUCACAGUAAAGAUUGGUGACUUCGGCCUGGCCACAGUGAAGACACGGUGGAGUGGGGCCCAACCCUUGGAGCAGCCCUCGGGCUCCGUUCUGUGGAUGGCGGCUGAGGUGAUCCGGAUGCAGGACCCGAACCCUUACAGCUUCCAGUCAGAUGUCUAUGCCUACGGGGUUGUGCUCUAUGAGCUCAUGACUGGCUCACUGCCCUACAGCCACAUUGGCAGCCGGGACCAGAUUAUCUUUAUGGUCGGUCGUGGCUAUCUGUCCCCGGACCUCAGCAAAAUCUCUAGCAACUGCCCCAAAGCUAUGCGUCGUCUGUUGUCUGACUGCCUCAAGUUCCAGCGGGAGGAGAGACCCCUCUUCCCCCAGAUCCUAGCCACGAUUGAGUUGCUGCAGCGGUCACUCCCCAAGAUUGAGCGGAGUGCCUCCGAACCCUCCUUGCACCGAACCCAGGCUGAUGAGUUACCUGCCUGCCUACUCAGCGCAGCCCGCCUUGUGCCUUAG